UUGGUAAUAGUCGAGGUAUUCCGAAUGGGUUCAUGUAAACAAACAUGGCUGCGCCCGGCGAGAGGAAAUAUUUCCUUUGUAUAUUCUUUAGUGUUUUAGGUAUUUUUAUAGGAUUGUCAGUGUUUGCAGUUUUUGGAUUACAUUAUAAAAAUUGGAAUGCUUCACUUUGGGGUCUUUGCUCAGCAAUACCAGCACUAAUAACGUGUAUAGUUCAUGUGAGAAACAGAAGACGUAAAUAUGAAUUGUGUCCAGAGAGACUGAAGAUGUAUAUGCUUACAGGAUGUUUUGUUCAGUUAACGGGUGUUUGUGGUUUUGUUACUUAUAUGACCUUGGCAAUAACAUUGAAACAAG
Messenger RNA from Ruditapes philippinarum (Manila clam), 351 nucleotides. RefSeq names its product heme transporter hrg1-B-like. The record is from RefSeq and is a predicted model, not a curated record. Lineage: Eukaryota; Metazoa; Mollusca; Bivalvia; Venerida; Veneridae. Gene Ontology annotation, cellular component: plasma membrane; lysosomal membrane. Gene Ontology annotation, molecular function: heme transmembrane transporter activity; heme binding. Gene Ontology annotation, biological process: heme transport.